Molecule: messenger RNA, 3696 nt
Organism: Coregonus clupeaformis (lake whitefish)
Lineage: Eukaryota; Metazoa; Chordata; Actinopteri; Salmoniformes; Salmonidae
Gene: pde8a
Product: phosphodiesterase 8A
Exons: 22
Coding region: 196-2619 (807 amino acids)
Biological process (GO): cellular response to epidermal growth factor stimulus; positive regulation of ERK1 and ERK2 cascade; signal transduction
Molecular function (GO): 3',5'-cyclic-AMP phosphodiesterase activity
Source: RefSeq, a predicted model, not a curated record
GGAACAUCUAUUAUUCAUGGUUAGUGUUAGGGAAACUGGAGAGAGCGUUUAGCAUUACGAUUAAUAAAGAGCGAGAAAAAAGAGAUUGACAAAAAAGACCUCCAGAAGAUAUCGGUGGAGAGAAGCCGAAUGACAGUCGUCCAGGUAUUAGGAAAGCACUUGAGCUAGAGGGAUUGGCUGGAGUGGGGUCGAAGCAUGGGCUGUGCCUCAAGCAUUCAUAUCUCCGAUAGGGUGGGCUAUCAAAGUGGAAAGGAAUCAGACGAUUCCCAGCAGACCAAUACCACUCCUGCCCCAGGACUUCCGAUCAAACCCAACACUAUCAAGAACACAUUUACCGAGGUGCAGUUUGGACCAAUGAAGUUAUACGAAGAUCAUCUUCAGGUACUGUUAGUAUUUGCCAAAGAGGACAGCCAGAAUAAUGGGUUCUGCUGGGCGUGUGAGAAGGCCAACUUCAGGUGUAACGUGGCGAGGACACCAGAGGUGGCGCUGGAGUGUUUCCUGGAAAAGCACCACGACCUCGUCAUCAUCGACCACAGACAUUCCAGAUACUUUGACGCUGAAGCACUAUGCCGGUCGAUCAGGGCGGUGACCUCUUCAGAAAACACUGUGAUAGUUGCUGUAGUAAAAAGGCCGGACAGGGAGGAGGCCUCAGUGAUGCCUCUUAUCAAUGCUGGCUUUAAUAGGAGAUACGUGGAGAACACUAACAUGAUGGCCUGUUACAACGAGCUGCUGCAGCUGGAGCAUGGAGAAGUAAGGGCACAGUUCAAACUGAGGGCAUGUAAUGCUAUCUUCACAGCAUUGGAACAGAGUCAAGAGGCCAUAGAGAUCACCAAUGAGGAUCAAGUCAUUCAGUAUGUGAACCCUGCCUACGAGAGCAUCAUGGGUUACCAGCAAGGCGAACUAAUAGGGAAGGAAAUUAUAGAAGUGCCUAAAAGUGAAAAGAAUAAGCCUGAUCUUCUUGAAACGAUAAACUCCUGCAUACGGAAAGGAAAGGAGUGGCAGGGGAUUUAUUAUGCCAAGAAGAAGAACGGGGACAGUGUCCAACAAAAUGUGAAGAUCACACCUGUGAUAGGACAGGGAGGUAAAAUCAGACACUAUGUGUCUAUCCACAGGCCUUUAAAUGAUCAGAAUAAGACGUCCAGUGAACGAGUGCAGGCAGAGUCUCAGACAGACAUCCAGUCCAGUAAGCAUAAGGACCGGAGGAAAGGCUCGUUGGAUGUCAGAUCAACUACGUCUCGAGGGAGCGAUGGCAGUUCCCAGAGAAGGCACUCCUCCAUGGCCAGAAUCCACUCCAUGACCAUCGAAGCUCCAAUCACCAAGGUGAUCAACAUCAUCAACGCGGCCCAGGAGUCUAGUCCUAUGCCUGUAGCAGAGGCCCUGGACCGGGUCCUGGAGAUCCUGAGGACCACAGAGCUCUACUCUCCUCAGCUGGGCACCAAGGAGGAAGACCCCCAUACUAACGACCUGGUGGGAGGACUGAUGACGGAUGGCUUGCGCAGAUUGUCAGGAAACGAAUACAUCUUUGCUACCAAGCAGCCCCACCUCCCGAGUCACCUAGCCAUGCCCCUGUCGUUGAAUGACAUCCCUCCUCGCGUUGCCCAGACGAUGGAGAAUGAAGACUCCUGGGACUUUGACAUCUUCGACCUGGAGACUGCCUGCCUGAAACGGCCUCUGACCUAUCUGGGCCUGAAGAUCUUCUCUCGGUUCGGGGUGUGUGAGUUCCUGAGCUGUCCCGAGUCCGCUCUCCGCUCCUGGCUGCAGGGGAUCGAGGCUAACUACCACUCCACCAACUCCUACCACAACUCCUCACAUGCUGCCGAUGUCCUGCACGCUACCGCAUACUUCCUCUGCAAGGAGAGGGUCAAGCAAAGUCUGGACCAGAUUGAUGAGGUGGCGGCUCUGAUAGCAGCCACGGUACACGACGUGGAUCACCCGGGACGCACCAACAGCUUCCUGUGUAAUGCAGGAAGUGAGCUGGCCAUCCUGUACAACGACACGGCCGUGCUAGAGAGCCACCACGCUGCCCUUGCCUUCCAGAUCACCACACGGGACGACAAGUGCAACAUCUUCAAGAACAUGGAGAGGAAUGAGUACCGUACCCUGCGUCAGGCCAUCAUAGACAUGGUGCUAGCCACAGAGAUGACAAAACACUUUGAGCACGUCAACAAGUUCGUCAACAGCAUCAACAAGCCGCUGGCCGCGCUGGAGGAGAACGGGGGAAUCGGUGACGAGGAGUCUGUCAAAGGCAUCCUAACGUCCCCAGACAACCGGAUCCUUGUCAAGCGCAUGCUGAUCAAGUGUGCCGACAUCUCCAAUCCGUGCCGACCGCUGGAGCUGUGUAUAGAAUGGGCGGGGCGCAUCUCAGAAGAAUACUUUGCACAGACUGACGAGGAGAAGAGACAGAGCCUGCCAGUGGUCAUGCCUGUGUUUGACAGGAACACCUGCAGCAUUCCCAAGUCCCAGAUCUCCUUCAUAGACUACUUUAUUACAGACAUGUUCGACGCCUGGGAUGCGUUCGCAGACCUUCCCAACCUCAUGCAGCACCUGGACAACAACUUCAAGUACUGGAAAGGCCUGGACGAGCGGAAGCUGCACAGCCUGCGUCCUCCCCCAGAGUAGGAGCACCCUGUCUUGGGUCGACGCCGGGCCCCGGGCCCCUCCCUGGUUCCUGUCCUCCUCAUCUCCUCUCUCUCCCUGUCAGCCCAGCUCCGUCCAGGGCUACCAAGCCUUCACUCUCCUGCUUCUGUGUAGCACGCCACCAAGCGUCCACAUGUCCGUCCAACAGAGACAACACAGACGGACGGACAGACGGACGGACGGACAAGCUGCAGCAACACCAGGCUCUUGCUUCAUACGUAAACCUCGCCAGCUGAGGAUGGACGACGGACAGACACGCGGAGCCUCAGAGUCCUUAUAAACUACCAGUGAAUGAUGGGCUUGACUGUAUGCGCCUACUGCUGCCAGUGAGGCUGUGUGAGGGACGGUUCUUCUCCCAGCCAACCUGGUGAUGGAUGUACCAUCCCCCUAAUACUCUCACACACACGGGUUCCCCCUGCCUCUCUCUCUCUCUCUCUCUCUCUCUCUCUGUCAGUCAGAGGCUGAUGAUGUUGCCGUCUCUCUGCAGACUGACUGCUGGUUUGCUGUUGGUAGAAGCUACAGAGAAAAGAAACACACAAACAAACUGAAUAUUGAGAUGUCAGGUGGUUUCAAGUCUCUGGCACCUCCAAUGAGAAACUGUUUUUGAGGAUCGGCUGAUGGAGAGUUCACAUUACACAGUUUUCGUCCCAAAUGGCACCCUAUUCCCUAUAUAGUGCACUACUUUUAGGAUAAAAGAGUCUAUCGGGCUCUGCUCAUAAGAAGUGCACUUUAUAGAGAAUAGGGUGCCAUUUGGGACGGCCCGGUGUCAAAUCCACGUCAGACCGCACUACCCUCUAUCGCCCCCCAGUGGCCACCAGACUGAACUACACCUCCACCACCCUUUACUAUGUCUUCUAGCUGUAUUUCCUUUGUUUGUUUGUCCUGCAGAAACACGUAGUCCACUAGAGGACCUGUAGCGAUGGGAUGGGACACGAGGCCGUCCUAAACACACUGAAAGUAUGUUCCAUAUGCCACCCGAUUCCCUUUAUAGCGCACUACUUUAGACCAGAACCCUAGUCAAAAGUAGUGGACUAGUACCCUAUAGGCCCUGGUCAAAAG